AUGACACAACAAGUUCAUUCAAACAAUUAUGAUGAUGAUGAUGAUUUCGAAAUUUUAUAUGACACAUCAUCGAUCGAAGUUCCCCAUACAUUUGAAUCACAUGAUAGCAAAUCUUUAUCCUUGACAAAUAUGGAUUCUAUUGUUGAAAAACCAAUUACUCAUGAUAAUCAAAUUAUUAAUGAAAUUAAACCUUCAUCAUCUAUAAAUUUUAAUAAUAUACCACUUCGAUAUGGUUCUGCAGCAGAUAUUCCAUAUGAAGAAGGUUUUGAUUUAAAAACUAUUCUUAAUUCUAAACCAAUAAUACCAUCAAAUGAUAUAAUGAAUUUAUUAAAUACUAAUAAAUUACAACAACAACAACAACAACAACACGGGUUUUUUACCAAUAAUCUCAAUGAAUUACUUAUUAGUUAUACUCGUGAUCAUGAAAAUCGUAUUCAAAUAGCAAGACAAACUCAACAAGAUUUUAUAAAUGCAAUGAAUUUGGAUUAA
This is a messenger RNA of Rotaria sordida, 489 nucleotides long. The record is from the annotation of a GenBank genome assembly. Lineage: Eukaryota; Metazoa; Rotifera; Eurotatoria; Philodinida; Philodinidae.